Messenger RNA from Rhizophagus irregularis DAOM 181602=DAOM 197198, 1352 nucleotides. RefSeq lists its product as uncharacterized. The record is from RefSeq and is a predicted model, not a curated record. NCBI's taxonomy places the organism in Eukaryota, Fungi, Glomeromycota, Glomeromycetes, Glomerales, Glomeraceae.
UAUUUUUUAUUAAGUAUAAUUGCUCUAUUAGCAAAAUGUCAGAUGACGAGACAGAUGAAGGCUACAAUGAAUUUAUCAAAGAAUAUGGAUCGAGGUAUGAAUGGGAUAAUGAAGGAAAUCCUGAAUUUAUACCAGAUCUGCCCAGUGUAAGAAAUUCAACAUCAUUAUUCCAUGUACUCUUACAAUCUGAUGUUAUUUAUCUUCCACAAAUAUUGAGCCUAAUAGAAUUGCCAUAUUAUUCAUAUGAACUUCGAGAGGAAAUAUGGCCGGAUGGUAUUGAUAAAAAUGAGAUUAAGGUAGAUGACAAUGCAGAUGAGAUAAAGAGAUGUAAUGAUGUUAUCAAGCUCUGUAAAAAUCAUCUUAGAGAAUUAUUCCAUAAAGGAUUGUCAUCAGAAAAAAUGCUUAUUCAAGCUGAAAAGGAAAAUGCGCCUGAUUUUAUUACUGCAUUUAGUGAUUGUCUUAGACAGACCGCAAACGCCUUCGCUGUUGAUAUUGAUAGUGGGAAGUUGGUUAGCCACCUCAAGGACGCUAUUAAGGCAAAAAAGUCACCAGAGUUCGACAAUUUUCCUGCAGACAAGCUCAAGUUAUGGAAGGUGACGAUCCCUGGCGAUCAGGACAAUCAAUUAAAAAAUCUAAUACUCGAGGACAGUGACGAGCUGUUGGCAAUAAGAAAGAUUUUGAAAUACUUCCCUGACUCACCUCCCGAGGAACAUAUUCAUGUCAUAGUCUCUCCACCAGAGGCCACCGCCACUUCGAGUCGAGAGCAGGAAUUACUUAAGGAAGUCGUCUCACUUCGUGCAUUGAUCAACAAGUCCACAUAUGACUUCGACGUCAUUGUUAGACCGAAACAGAAGGCAAACAAGUGGAGUAUAAAUAUCGAGCAAGCAAGCCUCAAAGACCUCAAAGAUUAUAUACGUGAAAUGUACAAACCACUAGCGCUUGAAAAUGAUGGAGCGGUACUCAACUUCAUGAAUGGUGGAGAUAGAUAUUCACCUAGAACUGAUCCCUCAUUCCGAGAAAUGUUGCGGUCGCUAGUUUCAAAAAACAACCCUAAGUUUACCGUAUUCAUUGAGACGCCAUCAAAACCAUUCAACUCCUGGACCUUUCCGAAAGUGUGCGAACUCUAUGGGCUUAGCGAUGACCCGAAUCCUAGUAUUGAUGUAUAUCCAGUUUUUCAAUGCGGAUGUGCUAACACUAAGGAGAAAAAGUAUAAAGAAGCGUUGCGUAAACUUUUGAUGAAUUGGAAACUCGUGUCGCGACAACCCCCAUUGACGUGUCCUAUGAGGCCACAAAAAGCAUCUAUUCCUAUUCCUUUCUCACCUCAGCAACUUAUCCAUUUAAAAGCCAAAUAA